CGGAGGCGGGGAUUGGCGGGGGCGUGGUGGGGCGUGGCACGACGCGAGCGCGGCGCAGGGUGAGCGGCGGCAGUGCGCGGUGCCGCUCGUGCCGUCCCCGCCGCCCCGGGCCGCCGCCGCCGCCGCCGCCCCCCGGCAUGAGGAAGCGUAACGAGUCGGUCACGGUGGAGCAUGAGCGCGCCGCCGCCGCGCCCGCGCCCCUCGACAAGGGCUGCAGCCUGAGGCACAGCCUGCGCCUGCCCGCCGCCGCCACCGCCGCCACGGGUAUGAAGCGACCGCUGGGCAGGAGAUACGGAUUAUGGUUUCGAUUGCGGAAGUUAAUAAUCUGGUUGCUGGGAGUAUACAUAGCCAUUCCAUUUCUAGUAAAACUUUGUCCUGCUAUUCAGGCGAAGCUGGUCUUCCUAAACUUUGUGAGGGUCCCAUAUUUCAUUGACUUGAAAAGACCACAGGAUCAAGGUUUAAACCACACCUGUAAUUAUUACCUGCAGCCAGAGGAGGAUGUAACCAUUGGAGUCUGGCAUACAGUCCCUGCAGCCUUAUGGAAGAAUGCCCGAGGGAAGGACCAGUUGUGGUUUGAAGAUGCUUUGGGUUCCAACCAUCCUGUAAUCCUUUACUUGCAUGGCAAUGCAGGAACCAGAGGAGGGGAUCACCGCGUGGAGCUUUACAAGGUUCUCAGCUCCCUUGGGUACCACGUGGUCACGUUUGAUUAUCGAGGCUGGGGCGAUUCAAUAGGCAGCCCAUCAGAGAGGGGAAUGACUUAUGACGCCCUUCAUGUCUUCGACUGGAUAAAAGCAAGAAGUGGAGACAACCCGGUCUAUAUAUGGGGACACUCCUUGGGCACAGGGGUUGCAACAAAUCUAGUGAGGCGCCUUUGUGAAAGAGAAACGCCCCCAGAUGCCCUGAUACUGGAAUCUCCAUUCACCAACAUACGGGAGGAGGCACGAAGUCACCCCUUUUCUGUGAUAUACAGAUACUUCCCUGGGUUUGACUGGUUCUUCCUUGACCCCAUCACGACAAGUGGAAUUAAAUUUGCAAAUGAUGAGAAUGUGAAAUACAUUUCCUGCUCCCUGCUCAUCCUGCAUGCUGAGGAUGACCCGGUGGUACCAUUUCAUCUGGGAAAGAAGCUUUACAACAUUGCUGCGACGUCAAGGAGUUUCCGAGACUACAAGGUGCAGUUUGUUCCGUUCCACACAGACCUCGGCUACCGUCACAAGUAUAUCUACAGGAGUCCAGAGCUACCUCGAAUACUGCGGGAAUUCCUGGGAAAAUCUGAACAUGAGCAUCAUCACUGAAGACUGGCUGCUUGGCAGCAUAGAGGUUUUCCUUUCUUUCUUUCCUCUCUCUCCUCUUCCUCCCCCUCCCUGUGGGUCAGCCUGCCAUUCUUCCGUCCCUGGCACUAGAGGAGGUCAGGGAUUCCCACCCUGGUCCUGAUGUGUACCCUUGGCAACUCCAGCUCCCAGCAUCAGCGCCUGUGAUGGUAGAAGAAAGAAGUUGUUGGCUUCUUUUUUGACAUGGACGGAGGGGUGAUAAUAGCCCUGGAGCCAGUACCAAACCAUGAAAAAUGUAAGCACAACAAAACCUGGCCGAUCUGGCAUGGUACUGCUGAAGACAGACAUUCCUAGGACACGUAUGUCAUGACCAAGGGUGUUUCUUCCACUUUUAAACACUGCUGCUGUUUUUGGAUCAUGUAGAGAUUCAUCUGUAGGUGACUGGCUUUUGCCGUGUCUCCAUACCACAGUUGUCUUGCUUGAGUUUGAGGUGUUCUCUUUCUAGGAAAUACAUGUUUUGCCUUUUCUUUUCGCUAAGUGGCUGUAAUUACAAAUACACAGAAGAUCCAGGUGGUGAGAGGUUUUUUUUAGCUCUUCAGUUGCAAUAUGUUGCAAGUGUUGGGCUAAUUGCACACAUUUGGAAAUAAAAUGAAAGAUUUUUUGUUAUUCCUUUUCAAACAUCUAUUUAAUGGAAAAGGUUAGUGCCCUUUUAUCUCUCUUCUGUACCCUUUUACUUCUGAACGUCAUUUCUGCUCCCAUCCCUCCUGCCCUUUGUGGAUCUCCUCCCUUUCACAUGCAAUUACUAUUAGGACUGAAGUUACUUACGUAGAUAAAUUACAAAUUUAGGAUUUUAAGCAGGAAAGUGUGAGAUAACAUUUUUGCUUGAUCUCUCCCUUCCAUGAACAAAGUGGGCCCAGGAUGUGGGAAUGGAUGUCUUCCAUCGUCCCUGUAAACACCCAGACAGACAUGUGCUUCCUUUAGGUGGGAAGGGCAGGUUUUUUCCCUCAACUACCUUUUAACUACUUAAGUCAGUUUUUUUGUGUUCCUGGUGGCCACACCAUUCCUCUGUAGUUAAAAGCAGGCAGUAGUAUGCAGUACUUGAUGAAAAAAUAAGUCUGGGGUGUCCCUCUCCAUCUCCCCAUCCACCUCCCCUCUGUGCUCUGGGCAUUACAGAAUCACAGAAUGGUAGGGGUUGGAAGGGACCUCUGGAGAUCAUCUUGUCCAACCCCCGUGCUUGAACAGGGGGCACAGGAACACAUCCAGGUGGGUUUUGAAUGUCUCCAGGGAAGGAGACUCCACAACCUCCCUGGGCAGCCUGUUCCGCUGCUGUCACCCUCACAGUAAAGAAGUCUUUUCUCACAUUUAGCUGGAACUUCCUGUGUUUCAAUUUGUGCUCAUUGCUCCUUGUCCUGUCAUCGGGCACUAUUGAAAAGAGUCUAGUCCCAUCAUCCUGCCACCCACCUUUUAGAUAUUUAUAGGUAUUUAUGAAAUCCCCCUUCAGUCUUCUCUUCUCCAGGCUAAACAAACCCAAGUCUCUCAGCUUUUCCUCAUAAGGGAGAUGCUCCAGUCCCCUGAUCAUCUUUGUAGCUCUCUGCUGGACUUGCAUAAGCAGUUCCACAUCCUUCUUAAACAGGGGGACCCAAAACUGGACACAGUACUCCAAAUGUGGUCUUACUAGGGCAGAGAAGAGGGGGAGGAUAACCUCUCUCGACCUGCUGGCCACGUUCCUUUUAAUGCAUCCCAGGAUACCAUUGGCCUUCUUGGCCACAAGGGCAUGGUGCUGGCUCAGGGUCAGCCUGCUGUCCACCAGCACUCCCAGGCCCUUCCCAACAGAGGUGCUUUCCAGUAGUUCAGCCCCCAGCCUGUACUGGUGCAUGGGGUUGUUCCUCCCCAGGUGCAGGACCUUGAACUUCCUCUUGUUGAAUUUCAUGAGGUUCCCCUUGGCCCAGCUCUCCAGCCUGUCCAGGUCUUGUUAGAUGGCAGCACAGCCUCCUGACCUAUCAGCCACUCCUCCCAGCUGGGUAUCAUCAGCAAACUUGCUGAGGUUACACUCUAUCCCAUCAUCCCAGGCACUCCCAACAGCACUUCUCAGCCCAUCUUACAGCCAUGGUGGGAACAUGUUGUCCAGCAGGCAGAAGUGGAAAUGAGCCUCUCCCACAGGGAGAGGUCCUGGGGAUGUCCUUUCCCUGUUUGGGGCUAGAAUAGGGGCUGCUUUAUGCCACCAAUGAGCUCUGCACUGAGAUGGGAGAGGGUCAUAUGCUGGCUCUGUGGUGUCUGGCUGGGGACCUGGCCCUGCUCCCCGUCAGUCUAUAUAGACAAUACCAGGUGCUGUAGGUUUAGUCACUAGUGCUUAGUGAAUUGUGCUGCCUGAAGGGUCUGUUCAGGGGUGUACAGCGUAGUAUAAACUGCUCAGCAUGCAUCCAAGUUAUAUCUGCAGGCUCAUACUAGUAAAGCAGACAGUAGCUUGUUCUUGUACUGAGAAUCUUCUGCCAUAGCGUGGUUGUCCCUGAUGUUUCUGACCCAUGAUACUCAUAAGCUAACUGUGCCACUUCAGUUAUGUUCAAUGCACCUGUAUUUAUUGCACUGACAGAAGAGAAACACUUAUUUGGCUCUGGAGAGCGUGCACAUUCCAGCUAAUGCUGCUGCUAGCUUGGGGCAAAGUGCAGCCUGAGCCAGAGGCUGGUCGGCUGCCUUUCUCCUGUGUGAUGCAGCUGAGGGUCCAGCAGGUGAACUGCUGGUGUUGGUGACCACACCACCACCAUUCCCGUUAGUAGGCCAGUGAUAUGCUUGGAAAUUUAAACUGAAAUGUUUAUCUAAAAGUGGUGUAGUUUUAAUAAAGGCAUUGACUGCUGAUCACUUCA
Messenger RNA from Phalacrocorax carbo (great cormorant), 4129 nucleotides. The record is from RefSeq and is a predicted model, not a curated record. Lineage: Eukaryota; Metazoa; Chordata; Aves; Suliformes; Phalacrocoracidae.